Messenger RNA from Salvia miltiorrhiza (redroot sage), 2462 nucleotides. Its product is annotated as kinesin-like protein KIN-13B. Gene Ontology annotation, molecular function: microtubule binding; microtubule motor activity; ATP binding. Gene Ontology annotation, biological process: microtubule-based movement. The record is from RefSeq and is a predicted model, not a curated record. The coding region runs from base 261 to 2363 and encodes 700 amino acids. Lineage: Eukaryota; Viridiplantae; Streptophyta; Magnoliopsida; Lamiales; Lamiaceae. The transcript is spliced from 12 exons.
CCGUCACCACCAAGAAAUUCAAAAAUUUCUGAGUGUCUUUGUCACUUUCGCUUCAGCAUUCUUCAGUAAAUGUAAAGUGAAAGUGAAGAUAAAAUCACAGCCGUUCAAAUUUAAAGGCUUCUCAGACCAAGUCUUCGGCAUUUCGUCAUCAAUAUUCAAUUUUCUCUGUGUAUAGACACAUCAUACAUUGCCGGUGAAAGAGGGUUUUUGUUUUCAUUUCCAGAUUAUUACUAUAUUAUUUUAAUUCUGACCGGAGAAGAAUGAACCCGGUGGGGCGGCAGAGGUCCGAAGCGCCGGCGGCGCACCAUCAGCGGCAGCACUCCGACAAUUUUCUGGAAACUUCGUCGAACGGCCGGUGGCUGCAAUCGGCUGGUCUGCAGUACUUACAGUCAUCAAACAAUGCGGCUCCUCCAGUUCAGGAUUUAGGGUGCUAUAAUGGAGGGGGUCAGGGUACAAGUAUGUAUAGGAGUUUGCAGGGACAGAGAAGUUAUAGUGGCAGUGACUUGUUCGCGGAGCCAUUAACGCCGCCUGGGAAUCCAGGAAGGAAGACCGUGGAGGAGCAAGCUUCGCCAAACGAGUAUAGCCCGGGUCUUUUGGAUUUGAAUUCUUUUGAUACGGAGCUUCUAUCUACGGUGUCAGUUCCCGGACUAUAUGAUGGCCCUUCAGUUAAUCUUUUUGCACGGGGCCGAAGCUUUGACGACUCCGACCCAUACGUUGGAAACUAUAAACAAGCUGGCAGAACCUGUGUGUUGCCUGAUGGCAAUGUUCUGAAAAGUAUAGCAGCUGAUAAUGUGAAGGCCAGCACUGUGGCAAAGAUCAAAGUAGUGGUACGUAAAAGACCUUUAAACAAAAAAGAGUUGGCGAAGAAUGAAGAAGAUAUUAUAGAAACCUAUUCCAACUCCCUCGUGGUCCAUGAGACAAAACUUAAGGUUGACCUGACAGAAUAUGAGGAAAAGCAUGAAUUUGUUUUCGAUGCUGUAUUGAACGAAGAAAUUUCAAACGAUGAGGUGUAUCGUGAAACUGUUGAGCCUAUUGUUCCAAUAAUUUUCCAACGUACAAAAGCCACCUGCUUUGCUUAUGGCCAAACAGGUAGUGGCAAAACUUACACCAUGAAACCACUGCCCCUUAAAGCAGUAAGGGAUAUAUUAAGGCUCAUGCACCACACUUACAGGAACCAAGGAUUUCAGUUGUUUGUCAGUUUCUUUGAGAUAUAUGGAGGAAAGCUUUUUGAUCUGCUGGGUGAUAGGAAAAAACUGUGCAUGAGAGAGGAUGGGAAACAACAAGUUUGUAUUGUGGGCUUGCAAGAGUACAGAGUGUCAGAUGUGGAGAUAGUUAAGGAUCUUAUUGAGAAAGGAAAUGCAACAAGAAGUACAGGCACCACAGGUGCAAAUGAGGAAUCAUCGCGAUCUCAUGCCAUUCUUCAGCUUACAAUUAAGAGGUCAGCUGAUGGAUCUGAAACUAAACUUGCCCGAGUUGUUGGCAAGCUCUCCUUCAUAGACCUUGCUGGAAGCGAGCGUGGUGCAGAUACUACUGACAAUGACAAGCAGACAAGAAUGGAAGGAGCUGAGAUUAAUAAAAGUUUGCUUGCACUGAAGGAGUGUAUUAGAGCACUUGACAAUGACCAAGGACACAUUCCAUUUAGAGGCAGUAAAUUAACCGAAGUUUUGAGGGAUUCUUUCGUUGGUAAUUCUCGUACAGUGAUGAUAUCAUGCGUCUCCCCAAACUCUGGAUCGUGCGAACAUACCUUGAACACGUUAAGAUAUGCCGACAGAGUAAAGAGCUUGUCGAAAGGAAACAACUCCAAAAAGGAUGUUUUCUCAUCAAUCUCAAAUCUGAAGGAGUUGAUGGUGCAACCCUUGUCGUCAUUCACGCCACCAGCAUCAAGUUUUCAAGAUGAUACAGGUGAUUCCUGGCCCGAACAAACUGAUAGGGAAGAAUAUGAUGAAGAUUUCCAUGAGCCAGAGAAACCAUCACAGAAGAAUGCAAAAGCCGAAUCAUAUAGCUUCUCCAGUUCAGAUGAUAAAUUGAAGAGAGCCAACGGCCAAUCAAAAUGGAUGGAACCUCCUAAAGCAGAAACAAAACGUGCAAAUUCCGAUGAUGAUUUGACGGCCCUGUUGAAGGAAGAGGAAGACCUUGUCAAUGCUCACAGGAGGCAAGUGGAGGAGACUAUGAAUAUUGUUCGUGAGGAGAUGAAUCUAUUAGUUGAGGCAGAUCAACCGAGCAAUCAGGUAGAUGAUUACAUCUCCAGACUCAACUCCAUCCUAUCUAAGAAGGCUGCUGCUAUUUUAGAGUUACAGAAUCGCUUGUCUCAUUUUCAAAAACGCUUGAAGGAACAGAAUGUCCUCGUUUCUUCGGCCUACUAAGGGCAUGCAUCUACCAUUGUAACUACAACAUUUCUGUAUAUAUGUUUUAAGUAUAACACGAUCUUUGCAUGUAAUUCUUAAUCCAUUUAUCUUUCAAAA